AUGAGCGGCCCAGGGCUGCGCCCCCGCCGGCCACGCGUGCUCGCCAAUAGGCGCUCUAGUCACGGCGCCUGCGCGACGAGGCGCGCGCAGCUUAAUGAAUAUUCUGCGCGCGUGCGCGAGGGUGACAUGCGGAAGCGGCGUGGGCUGGCAGCGGCAGCGUGCAGGGGGCGCGAGCGGGCGCCGUCGGGGGGCGGCGGCGGGCGGCAGCGGCUGCGGGGCUUCGAGCGCGCCGCGGUGGUGCGCGCCGCCGACUUCGGCCUGGAGCGCAUGCGCGUGCUCCUGGAGGAGUACGAGCCCCGCAUCUACCGGCGCGGCGCGGUGCUGGGCGCAGGGGCGCCGGCGCGCUACGUGGCAGCGUUCAACGCGCAAGGCGCCCAGGAGCGCAAGCUGGCGCAGUUCGGCUACGCGGCGCUGCAGGCCACCUCCAUGCUGGUGCGCGGCGAUGGCGACCUCGCCGACGAGGAGGAGCUGGAGGAGCGCGGGGGCGGCGCGGGCGGCGCGAAGCGGAAGGGGCGCGGCUGGCGGGAGGCGCAGGUCCCGCGCGUCUCGCUGCGCCACACGGCGCUGGGCCGCCAGUGCCCGUCCGGCCGCGGCUCUUUAAACAACGACUGCUGUGCAUUUGGG
Messenger RNA from Gryllus bimaculatus (two-spotted cricket), 624 nucleotides. Lineage: Eukaryota; Metazoa; Arthropoda; Insecta; Orthoptera; Gryllidae. The record is from the annotation of a GenBank genome assembly.